Molecule: messenger RNA, 1682 nt
Organism: Liolophura sinensis
Lineage: Eukaryota; Metazoa; Mollusca; Polyplacophora; Chitonida; Chitonidae
Product: UPF0764 protein C16orf89 homolog
Exons: 7
Coding region: 55-936 (293 amino acids)
Cellular component (GO): cytosol; membrane
Source: RefSeq, a predicted model, not a curated record
UACUUUGCGAAAAAUUACAAGGAAGUAAAUUUAGAUGCUGUCAUAGGAACUCGAAUGGUAGACGGUCAGCUGAAGGUCCUUUUGCGUCGAUUAGAAGACAGUGAUAUUGUACUUCGUCGUGAUUGUCAAGAUGCCAUCAAGGAGAUGCAACUCUCGGCGCAAGAGAUUAGUGACUCGGCCAUUCCAUACAUUGCUAAAAAUGCUCCAGCUUACUUUCAAAAAAUCGGAGCAAUUUUAAACAAAGGAUUUUGGGAAAUAGAUAUGCCGAGUCGUGACCUUGACCCCGCCCUUGUGGUACCAUCUCGCGGAGAAGGCGAAGCUAUGCAUGAAGAGGAUUCUGAUAACUGUCUUGCCGAAUUUUUUGGAACUGGGCCUCACACGACUGUGCCUUGUACAAUAUCCGAUCACUGCUGGCGCCUCAUGACACAACCAGGUUAUCAGGCCUAUUCUUUGUCCCAUCAAGUAUUUUACCUGGAAAUAGGAAAACAGUUUGGUUGCGGUGCUCAGAUGACAGAGAAGGCUGUCCAGAACAGACAGCAGCCCCCGGACGCCUUGGCUGGAGCGUUCUGCGCAAACAUGCUGGCUGAGGCUAAACGUGUAGCCGACGCUGACUACCCAGUGAACAAACAGGACCUCUUCAUGGAACAAGCUGCCCUGUGUGGAAUGCUUGGAUAUCGUCAAUUCUUCACCGCCGAGUGGCUGGACACCAUUCUAUCUUGGCAAGAUCACAGCGGGUGUUACGUAAUACAGCCAGGCGAGUUUGGACUAGCUCGUGUAGGCAAUUCUAAAUUCAAGCGAAGCCGGGUAAAACGAGAAGAGAAGUCACUGGAGAACGGUUGUUUGUGUCAUCGCACAACGGUAGCUGGGGGCGCUGUCGCACUGUACAUUCGCUACAUCAUCGAGUACCUGAUGUCACCACUGGCUGCCGGCAAAUGAGGAACAGAAACAGGAAAGACACAAAGAAAGAAAGAAUGAAGAAAAAAACGACAUGAACUCAUUUGUUUGGGAGAAUUUAAUGUUUACGACCUACGUUUAAUCAAAGGUACAUGCUACUGCUGGCAGACUCAUACUAAACUCGAAGUUAAAGAAAACACCUCUCUACCUUAUGUACAUCAGUCUUCAGGUAAUAAUGAGUCAAUCAACCUGUUAUCAAUUUUCACAAUUUAGCGCGCCUCUGAAAUUUAAUUCACUUUGAUUACAACAUAUCUUCCUGACAUGACUAUCAUUUACACAUGUAUCUUCUCCAAAAGGUAAGACUCGUUCUUGUGGUCAACAUUGGAGGACAAUUUCUUUCUUCUGAGAGAGCUAAGAAAUAAUUGCCUCUAUUAUAAAAGGUGCUUACAGCCAUUCCACCGUUUCAUUGUACACAUAUAUACAUUUAAUGAACCUCAUCUCCUAUAUGUUUAUAUUUUUAAUUUUUUUUUUUAUUCUUUCCUUUCACCCACUGGUUUGACUGUUAUAACAAGGAGUUGCCUAACUGCCCAAUUUAUUUUGCAUAAUAUAUGUAUGUAUGAAUUUGAAGUAUCCUGUGUACUCCGCGCAAGAUAUAUAUGUACAGUGUAUCAGUGGGAUGCAAUGCAAUCAGUGUAAUAAGGUUAUGUAUAAUGUACACUUCAGUUUAUCGACAAAAAAAGAAUGAAUAUGAUGUGAAAAAAGUAACAUAAUAAAGAUGAGAAAAAGGU